Messenger RNA from Exophiala xenobiotica, 1466 nucleotides. RefSeq lists its product as uncharacterized. The record is from RefSeq and is a predicted model, not a curated record. NCBI's taxonomy places the organism in Eukaryota, Fungi, Ascomycota, Eurotiomycetes, Chaetothyriales, Herpotrichiellaceae. Bases 320 to 1156 code for a protein of 278 amino acids. The transcript has 3 exons.
CGCGUCUCGGGGACCAGGACCCCAUCAAUGUGUGGUAAGGCGCCGAAAGGGGCGUUGUGGUAGCCGAGGAUAUCGAGGCCAACCUAAGGAGUAAGGUAUAUGUACGAACCUUACCCCCAGUUAUUUAUAUGCAACAAUUUAGCGGCACCAACGUCCCCGAUUUCCCUCUUUGACAGACCCCGAGCACACCUGAGCAAACUAAAAGCCUAUGAGAGGCACGACAAGAUAUAGGAGGUUCACGAGGCUCUAGUGACAGGCUCUGGGAACUUUGCGAACAGUGUGCGGCGACAGAAGCAAGGGAAAGAAAGGAAUUCCGACCAUGGCGUGGCCACCACUCAAAGACCGCUUAUUGAGUUUGCUUGACCCGGGCUAUCUUCUCUACCACAGUGCCCGAGCCUUCUUCAUUCACGCCUUCCGAUCCUUCAUUCUCGGAGGCAAUUUCCCCACGUCUCUCAAACUCAAGCAGGUUAGAGACGACGCCUUCUCGGAUUUCUGGACAAAGGUGACUGCCCCCGUCGACCCACCACCACCGCCGGCAGGAUCAGCAACACUGGUUCCGCCCAUCUUAUCUCGCGCCCACGGCGUCGUCCUGGACAUUGGCCCUGGAUCCGGUUCUCACGUCUCCUGUUUCUCCGACAAUGCCAAUAUAACAGCUAUAUACGGCGCAGAGCCGACGCUAGGUCUCCACGCGCCAUUGCAGCAGCGGAUCUACGAAGCCAAACUCACAGAUAGGUACCACGUCCUGGGGUGCACCGCCGAUAAGAAGGAAUUGCUCUCCGCGCUUGAAAAGCAAGGCGUCAAGCCGUCAUCGGAUGAAAUCUUCGAUACCAUUGUAUGUGUCCGAGUGCUUUGUUCUGUGCCGAACCUGGACGACGCAGUGCGCGAGUUGUACUCUCUUCUCCGACCUGGGGGAGAAUUGAUGGUCGUUGAGCACAUCAGGAAUCCUUGGACCAAGAAUGGAAGUGUUCUGGGCAGGUUUAUGCAGAUAUUGUACACAGUCCUCGGGUGGACGUUCUUCCUGGCUGGUUGCGAAAUGGGUCGGGAUACUGCUUCAUCGUUGAAGAAGGCCGGGCAGUGGGAGGCGGUGGAGUUGAAGACGAAUUUCGAGUGGUCGGCUUUGCCAUAUCUCUCGGGCACGUUGACGAAAGUGAAGUAGUGGAUUGUUUGGUAUGGCAAUGCGCGCACUUGCAUGCGAAUCUGCCCAAGCGAAGAAAGAUUGGUCAAAGGAUGUCUCUUUGAGGAAACCGGGUGAUCUGCAGCCGAUCGAACAUCACAAUUGUCUCGAAUCGCCCUGGACUUCUGGUAUGGGACGACUCGUAUGUGGGUCCAUUACCCAGAAUCCAUCUUGGCCCGUUGUCCCCGAAUAGAUGUCUCUCAUAUGCUGUGUAUCGGUUUGCGUUGCAGUCUUCUCUUCAUUGAAGUCGUCUGUUGAUGCUUGGACCGCUCUAUCUGUCAUCAACCUCCUC